This is a messenger RNA of Labrus mixtus (cuckoo wrasse), 10400 nucleotides long. Its product is annotated as leucine-rich repeat and immunoglobulin-like domain-containing nogo receptor-interacting protein 3. The coding region runs from base 789 to 2657 and encodes 622 amino acids. The record is from RefSeq and is a predicted model, not a curated record. The transcript is spliced from 4 exons. Gene Ontology annotation, molecular function: protein binding. NCBI's taxonomy places the organism in Eukaryota, Metazoa, Chordata, Actinopteri, Labriformes, Labridae.
UUUUCAUCAUUUUCUGCUGUUUCCUCUGCCUCCUAAAUCUCUGCCUUGGGUAUCUUCAAUUUUGUUUCCUGCCUGCCUGUUUAGAGAGACUCUGAGCCGUACGCCCUGCAGCACACUGAAUUGUGAAUCCAAACAGCUGGAGCAGCAGCAGAUAGACAGUGACUGAGAAGGGGGAAGGAGGGGGGGAGUGAUACAGAGUGAGUGAGCAGAGAGAGAGAGAGUUGAAAAGCAUGCCAAGUGAGAGCGAGGCGCUCACACCGAAGCAGGCAGAGGCAACAGCUACAGCAACAGCAUGCUCGUUCUCCGUCCUCCCUCUCUUGCCGUCUAAUCCCGCAUCUACGCCGGGGGAGAUGAAGGGUGAACUGACCCGCUGAGGAGCACCGUCUUUGGGAAAAGGGACAGUCUCACCCCUCCCCCACCUGUGAAUGCCUGGAUCUUUUUUUUUUUUACCAGGGACAAUAAACAAAAAGGAGUGAAAGUUGGUGUGUACCAGCAAGCCUGUCGGCAGGAGGGAGGAAGGGCGAAGGAGCGAAGAAGAGGGGGAUGAGUGGCAGGUUUGGCUCAGCAGCUGAUGCCAGGGUCUGAGAGAGAGACGGAGACAGACUGAGGGUGAGCGGAGAGCUGGCACGUGUGGAGCGGUGUGUGCAACUUGUUUGCCGAGAGGGAAGGAAAAAUGAAAUACGCACACAGCUGGACAGAUGAGGAGGCAUCAGAGAGCACGCUUUAGUCCUGGGUACAUGGUGCACUGACUCUGCCUGCAACAGGCGAGGAGUCAGAGGACGAGGGCCAUGUUUGGCUCUCCUGGCCCUGGUGGGCAUGCCUCAGUGCCAUGGCUGAGGGUGUGGAGAUGGGUACUGGGUGCUUGUCUGGUUGCCAUAAUAACCUUGACGCUGCCAGGAAGUAGCCAGGCCUGUCCCCCGCGGUGUGAAUGCUCGGCUCAGCUGAGGUCAGUGUCGUGCCAGCGGAGGAGGCUCACCAACAUACCAGAGGGCAUUCCCACCGAGACACAACUUCUGGACCUCAGCAAGAACCGGCUGCGCUGGGUGCAAGCAGGUGACCUGGCACCGUACCCGCGCCUGGAGGAGGUGGAUCUCAGUGAGAACUUCAUCGCCACAUUAGAGCCCAAUGCCUUUGCCCCCCUUCAGAGUCUUAAAGUGCUGAAGUUGAGGGGGAACCAGCUUAAGCUAGUGCCCAUGGGGGCUUUCGCAAAGCUUGGCAAUCUGACCAGCCUGGACCUCAGCGAGAACAAGAUGGUGAUUUUAUUGGAUUACACCUUCCAGGAUCUGAAGAGUUUGAAACAUUUGGAGGUGGGAGACAACGACCUGGUUUACAUAUCCCACAAGGCAUUCUCUGGGCUGCUGGGGCUUGAAGACCUCACAAUAGAGCGGUGCAACCUGACAUCCAUCUCAGGUCAGACCCUGUCUUACCUCCGCAGCCUGGUCACCCUUCGCCUCCGUCACCUCAGCAUCACUGCACUGGAGGACCAAAACUUCCGCAAACUCUCCAACCUACGAGGUCUGGAUAUCGAUCACUGGCCAUACCUGGAGUACGUCUCCCCCCUAAGUUUCCAGGGUCUGGACCUCCACUGGCUCUCCAUCACCAACACCAACAUCACCUCGGUCCCCUCAGCUUCAUUCAAAAACAUGGUGCACCUCACCCAUCUCAACCUGUCAUACAACCCCAUCACCACACUAGAGCCCUGGGCCUUCAAGGACCUGCUGAGGCUGAAGGAGCUCAUCAUGGUGAAUACGGGCUUGGUGGCUGUGGAGCUCCACGCCCUCGGAGGCCUCCGACAGAUUCGGGUCCUCAACUUCUCCUCCAACGACUUGCAGACUCUCGAAGAGGGCUCCUUCCACUCUGUCAACAGUCUGGAGACCCUCAGAGUGGACGGGAACCCCCUGAUGUGUGACUGCCGUCUGUUGUGGAUCCUGCAGAGACGCAAGACCCUCAACUUUGACGGCAGAGUGCCGGUGUGUGCAGGGCCGGUGGAGGUGCAGGGGGUCAGCCUCAGCGCCUUCACCGACUCUGCACUCUUCGAUCACUUUACAUGCCAGAAACCUAAAAUUCGCAACCGCAAGAUGCAACAGGUAAUCGCUCGUGAGGGCCAGCCGGUGAAUUUUCUGUGUCGAGCUGAAGGAGACCCUGCUCCUGCUAUUAUCUGGAUUUCCCCACAGCGCAGGCGGAUCACAACCAAGAGUUCAGGGCGCAUUAUCGUUCUCCCUAGUGGCACCCUGGAGAUCCGCUACGCCCAGCUUACUGACAGUGGGACAUAUAUCUGCAUCGCCAGUAAUGCCGGAGGUAAUGACACCUACUUUGCCACGCUCACAGUGCGUGGCCAGCCACUAGAUCCUGCCUCGGCCUUCUUUCUCAACCGCUCGCUGUACAGUGGAGAAUUCUUCAACGACACAAAUUUGAACAGCACACGAGUUUUCCUCAAGUUUACCUUGGACCUGACCACCAUCUUGGUCUCCACGGCAAUGGGUUGCAUCACCUUCCUGGGGGUGGUCCUCUUCUGUUUCCUGCUGUUGUUCGUGUGGAGCCGGGGACGCGGCCAACGCAAGAACAACUUCACAGUGGAGUACUCUUUCCGGAAAUCUGAACCCGUCACUGGCAGUUCCUCUGGAGGGACCAGGAAGUUCAACAUGAAGAUGAUAUGAAACAACGCAGCCAGGGGUCCCUCGGGGGAGGCAUGAGCACGUCUUAAAAACGUGUUAGACACGCAAACACACACAGCCAUUGACUCGCAAAGAAGUUUGAAAGCAUAUUAUCAGAUCUGGUCUUUGGCUCUAUUUAAAAUUGAGCGCCCUCAUCAAAAGUGUGGCCAUGACACAAUUUGGUUUGAUUUGUGUAGAAAAACAAAAUUACCCUGAUCUCUCUGCCUCUCAGUGGUUUCAUUCAGCUUUUGUUGAAAGGCAUGUUUGAAGGACACUGAAGGUUUGAAAGCAAUUUUGUCAUCUAUGUUUGAUACAUUAAACAUUCAGAAAUUGGCAUUACAUAGCUGUUAAAUAGUGGAGAGGAUAAAAAAGACUUCUCUUUCACUUAGAUUUCCAUUUGACUGAAUUCAGGGAUUUUAAAGAUAUGUGCUACAGGGAGAACUGACUACUAUUCAGUUAUAGAAAUUGUAGAGAUGCUCUACAAAAGUAUGCCUUGUUAAGAAUAAUGCAUGUAGAACUGCAGUUAAGAGUUAAGUUGUAAAUUUAAUCCACUGAAUAAAACAAAUUGCUCUGAAAGACAGUUUGAAGGUGUUUUUCUCUAGAGCCGAUAACAGCUAACUUGAUCUUUCCUGACCACGGCUGAACAUUGAGCAUGGUUUUAAUUUGAUUUAAUGAGCUAAAGCUGAAUGGAUGUAAUACAACAUCUCAAAAGUAAUUACUGAUUUGGACAAUUCACUUAAGUAACAAAGACACAAAAAGAACAUGAUUUGGCCUUUUCUUCUUUGUGAGAUUUUUGCGACAUUAGCUGUGUGAGUUUGGGACGAGCACACCGGCCAAGAGUUGCUGUGGUUGCCCGUGGGCCAGAGGGUUUGGUUAGGAAGUCAAGCCCUCAGAACAUGGGCUGCCACAGUAACCAUAGCAACCAACACAAGGGAGAGCAAGGGUAACAAGGCGGGAGGCCACAGGAGGUUGGCUGGUUAGAAGGGGACGAGUGGGUGGUCAAUGUGACCUCUCUGUCCUCUCUGCACCAGAAGUCCGUUCGUUCAUGAGCAGGACUGGGUGGACCUGCCAGCUUCCAACCUUCGUCCCUGCUCUUUCAUGUGUUGGUAGACUCCUGACCUUCCCAGCGCUGCCAGGGGGGAGCAGCCUGGAGGGUUUGGUCAUACGCAGAGGCAGACAGAGGACACAAACACAUCAUUUUAGUCGUGGAAAAACACACAUGAAUACACAUGUUAAGCACCUUUUCUCAGGAAAAGUAAAAUAACUACCAUCCAUAUUGACUGUACCACACAUAAAUGUUUAAAAUCUAACAUUCCAGCAAUACUUUAUGUAGAGCCAUAAAGCCAAUAUUCCUUCUCUGAUAGAGAACUGAUGUAAAUGUCUGACUGAAGAAAUGAAGCCAUAGUAUGUGUUGGUUGUUUUUUAUACAGUAGCGUGUGCAUGACUCUGUGCAUAAUAACAAUUAUUCCUACUGCCAUCUUACAAGCUGUCGUGAUGAUCAAACGACCAUCUGCUGUCACUGUGCUUGCAUAAAGUUGCAACCAGAACACACACGAACACACACACACAAAACACACACAUAAAACACACACAGGUAUAACCACAUCAUUGUUCUUUGGAUUGAUAGAAACACCGAACUCGGUUACACAUGAAUGAACAUACAAAUUGAUAAAACACCACCACCACCACGAUGAUGCUCUCGCUCUCUCUCUGUCUGUCUCUGAGAUGGUCGGUGUGCGAUGUCUCUGCCCCCCUAGCCCAGUGCAUCCCCCCCUCCUCAGCCCCACUUCCCCCAUACACACCUACCCCCACUGGGUCCUCCUUUGGGAGGGGUCCUUGGCUGGAGAUCGCAGAAUCAAAUGUAAAUGAAGUCGUGUUAACCCUACCCACGCCAUGUGCAUCGUAUAGUGGAGAGUAGUACUGUGGUUUAAAAAAAGAAAACAACAAAGUAAUUUCUUUGAAGUGUUAUGUUGACUCUUGUUUGUCCUCCAUUUUCAUUUCCUUUAGUUGUUGUUGUCUGUGACCUUUUGGCUGUUUACCAUUUUAAAAUGAUUUGUCCUCCAUGUGGGACUGUUCUGAUCUCAGCACCUAAUAACAUUCCCAAACACCAGACACCAGUGAGCCUGUUCGAUAUCACUGUGCAUGUCAACUGAAACCAGGCAGAGUAAUGCUUGACUGAGAAACAACAAUCAUCAUAUAAAGCAGUGAUUUCUAAUCUUGUAUUUUUAUGUCCCAAGUUGGUCAACUAGCUAUGUAGGAACACUUCUUUCAUGGGUUACCUUCUUAUUAAAUACUUCAUAGUUUCACUUCAGACAUUUAAUCAUAGCCUUGUUGACAUAACUUUUUCAUUGAAUAGAGAUUUAUGCAUCUCUGAAUUCAACCUGACUUUACCACACAAACACAGAGAGAGGUCUUGACGCCUCUGGAAAAUUUGGCUUGAAAUAGCAAAGUAGUUAAAAAACAAUCCGGUUUGUAAAGACCAUGUCUCAGGCCUGUACUGGUGUGGCCGAUUAUAUUGAGUUUGACAUCUCCAUGACUUCCCGGCUAUUUGGUUGUGAAUUAUUUGUUCCAAAAUGCGUUGUUCUAAAAGCAAUGAGUGCAAAACUAAACUGAACUGAACUGCAUGAUUUACUGACACUUUACUCAGUGUAAGCUCAUAUAUAACAAAGUCAUACCUAGAUUUACAGAGGCUACCAAUAGACUAACCAUUCUUAGAUUGUUUGGCCACUUAAAUGGAUAUUCUAAAGCUUUAGGUGCUCUGUUUAUGUGGUAAUGUGACUGCACACCAGAAACCCUUAGAGAUUUCCCAGGAAUGGAUUUCAAAAUAAUUUAAUUUUUUAUUUUUGUGCCACAGUCACUCUUUUAAGACUUUUUAAAAACUUUGUUUAUUGAGUUCCUAAAUGCUUUCUAAAACUAUUAAAACCUGGUGCAAGUGCUUAAGAUUCUUAAAUCUGAAAUUCAUUACCUUAAAAUGUAAGCUUUCACACACACACACACAAUAUUUUUUGUCACAAAUCUGUAAGUUAUAUUUAGUAACUUUUACACUUACUGCUGGGUUACUCUGUUGAUAUUUAAGUUUUAACCUGAUUAACUGAUUUGUGACAUCACAAAGGGCAGUAACCCCUCCUCCAGGUGGGUGACACUCCCACAGCUAGAUGGUAGUUCUGCCAUCUGAGUCCGCCUUCUCACCAUCAACAGUUUGGCAUGGUGCAAGAAAGCCCGAGCCACCCAAGCCCUUACCCCUUACAGAGGGGGCGUGGUCAAACACAGCUCAUUUGAAUUGAAGCUAUUGACACAGAAACAAUCUGUUCUGAGCGGGGCAGAAAUAGAGAGGUUUAUAGGUAUGAUUAAAUACAGGAUCAGAGUGGAUUUUUAGGAAGAAACCCCACAGACAUGUUUUGGGGAGCUCUGAGGCUUCUCUAAACUUGUUGAAAAUUAGGAUAAUAUGUGACCUUUAAUGUGUGUAAAACUGCAAAAAAAAUUAAUAAAAAAUAGCUUUGAACAGAAGCAAUGUGCAACAGAAACAAUAAUUGCUAUUUAGCCAGGACAGAUAACAUUAGGUUUGAACAUAUUCAUGAUUAACAAAGUACUUCAGGAUAUACUAAUACCUGGUACCAAUCAAGUUAGUUUGUUAUUGUUCCAUUAUUUCAGGACAAACUCGUGAAUUUAGGAACCGUUCUAAACACAUGCACCUCCUAAAAUGUAGAAUGACAUUAAGUAGUAAUUGUCCCCAGGUAAGAGUGGACUACAAACCAUAAAAUCUUUUGCAAAAUACAUCCUGCAAACUCCAUUUUGGCUCCUCAUUCUGGAAGAUGAAACCACAGCUUUGUGUCAGGAUUAAUAACUGAACAGCUGUUAAAGAUUCAUGAGUCCGAAUGAGAAUAGAUGAACAAAUUGGCCUGGUUUCACACCGCCCUUCACAGCAUCAGCGGCCAUUUCUGUGUUGAGAACAGGACAUCGCCUUCAUGGACGUUUCUCUCCCUUAGCCAACCCUUUUGUGUUUUCAUUGCCCUGUAUUUCAUAGUGAAAACUAGGUUUUAGAAGACAGUGAGAAUGUCUGUAGUGAUUGUCGAUGGUGUUAUUGUGCAAACAUCAUUCACAAAUGUAAGCGUAGAUGAAGAUGUGUUUCAUUUUAUAAUCUUCUUCCCCUUCUCCCUCGCUUCACCCUGCUCUUUCACUCUCCCUGUUCCCUAUCUUCUGAACAUUUCCGACCCCUGUUGUCCCUGUUCACAGUAUUAGGCUGGAAUAUGGUUGUGCGGUAGUAGACACGUGUUCUGUCUGGUCGGUGAGUCUGUGCUGUGGUGUUAUGAUUUGCUGCUCCUCAUGAUUCCAACGUAACACGGAGCAGCGGUUGGAUCAGUGGAGUCAAAAGAUGAAAGGGGUGACCCAGGUUCCCUCAAUAAAAAACAUUAAAACAUCGGUUCCCAUUUCACAACCUACUCAUUCCCGGAGAACAGUUUCUAGGACUUUCUCUCUCUGCUCAGUGCCGCUCUGGAUUUGAAAACUCUUGAACUGUACUGUAUGUAUUUUCUCUCAUGACAUCUUGUCACUUUUUAACUCAGAAAUGUAGAAAAGGGGGGUUGGUGUUCUGCUGUGAUACCAUGACUUUGAGCCUCACUUCUGCCUACUGUGGUAUACUGAUUCUUUUUUGACAAGGAUUAGCAUCAAAGCAGUCCAUUCCCUGAAAACUAACAUUUUUUUAUGUUGAAAACAAGCACUUGUAUCAUUGAAGCCUUUCAAGUCGUUGAGAGCCAGAGGAACUCAUUUGGCUUCAGGCUACUUGCUUUAGAUUAAAUGUUCUCCCACUAAAGGUUUAGGAAUACAUCGAACAUUUCAAUGGUUCAAACUGUCACUUAGCCAAACAACUAUUCAGCAGCUCCCUUUUUUUUUUUUUUUUUUUUUUUUUUACGGAAAGUGCCAGUACACACAGCUUUGUAGCCAAGCCAUCGCCUCCGUCUGGCAGACAGACUCUCGCAUUAGCAGUGGAGCUGAGCUUGAUUCAUCUUCUCUGCUGUUGUACUUGAGAAUCUAGGCUGAGCGUUCCCCCGCUCCCUCCUCCAGUUUGUCCUUGCCUCGGGUUGGUGUACUGUAGUCUAGACGCCCCAUUUACAAUAGCAGCAGCAGCAACAACCUCACAAUUAGGAAUCUUUUUGGGAGCUCUUCAAAGACACAGCCCCAAAACGGACAAACCCUAAGAGACAAAUAAACAUGACGUUAUAACCAGCCAAGCUUAAAUUAUCUACGGUUUAGAUUUUAUUUUAUUGUUUAAAUUAAAGUCUAAAUUAAACUUUGCUUGUAUUAUUAGCAGAGAAAGAACAGCUUUAGUCUAACAUUUAAGGCUUCAUUUUGGCAGUCAUGUUUUCCUGUCAUUUCUGACUCUACAUUAGCUCUAAAUGAAUCCAUCUCCUACUCCAUAUUCUGCAGCUGCUGUUGUGAUUGGAUUAGACCCGAGUUGAAUUAUCAGAGUCGGGAGGAGCAGUGAUGGGGUGACUGCGGAGUGAGCUUGGCUGAUUGGGUAAUUACGUGGCUUAUUAGUACCGUUUCCAUAGCAGACCUCUCAGAACAUUCUGCUAUUCAAAUACUUUUUUACAUUUUUUAUUUAACCAAUUUGCAUAAACGUCAGCUUGAAACGUAACCUAUGAUGGUAUCUCUAAUUGGACAAAUAGAUGGUUCUUCAAAACAGUUGUUCAUUAGCUGAUAUUUUGUAAUAAUUAGACACGUAGCAGAGCAUUGCUGAAGGAUUGUUUAAAGCACCUUGGACAGACAACCACUUUAUCUUAACCUUGACCAGACAAUAGCAAGUGUCCCCCUUCUCUAUGUAACACUACUGACCCCAAGUGGUCAGUGAUAGUAACAGCAACAAAUACAACCAUUCUGUUGACGCUCUUGUAUGUGGUGGGAAAAUAAAAAACAGCAGCUCUGGAUGUCACACAGUCAAACCCUGAGGAGAGCAUAUUGACUGUUAGUUUCAUAAGUCAGUGCUUCACUGAUUUUCUUAUAGCCAUAGUGUGACCUCCUUUACACUCUAGUUGUCAUGGGGUUCUCAUGAGAGACCUCUAUCUGAUCAAAAGCAACAGUUCUGAGUUUGUUUUCUGGGACUCAGUCUGUAGGUUAGAAAAAUACUUUCUGACGCCCCUCGCCAGUUUCACCAACAUCACAUGAAACAAUUUUAAAAAAACGAUAACGUGUCACAGUUUUUUGCUGUAAUUGACUGGGAGCUAAUCAGUUGUUUCCUCUCUAGAGAAAAAAAAACAUGUUUUCUUUUGGUCUUAGCAGGUUUAAUCUAUGCAUGCCUUUUGUAAACAGUGAUUGGUCUUGCCAAACUCUCACCUACACUUGUACAGAGAGCUAUGGGUGCCAAUGUUGCUGGCCAUGGGACUGGCUGAAACAAACUCACAAAAUGUUCUUGUUAUAUAUAUAUAUAUAUAUAUAUAUAUAUAUAUAUAUAUAUACACUGUAUACAUAUAUAUACUGUAUACAUAUAUAUAUUUAUAUACUCUAAAGCAAACAGUACCUGCACCUGCAUUCCCGGAUACUAAAAAGAGCUUGCGUCUUGCAUAAGAAGCCUUUGUUUACUUGGGAUGAUUGUACUUUUACUCAUAUCUAUCCAAACACACAGAGAAUCAGAUGAGAUGUACCGGUAGAUACAAUCAUUAAUAUUCCAAGCAGGAUGGUGGGACUGAUCAAUGCUGUAUAGGGAUAGGAUUAUUAAUGGCAUACUUCCAUUGAUCUAUCUUAUACCUUGUCGCUCUCCCACAAUCCCUCUGGAGUAGGGGGAGGCGUACAGGGCACUUUCAGACCUGGCUGGCACCCAUUCCUGGGUUUCCACAUUACCUAUUAAAAUGAUAUCCUUUUUUAAGAACGAGAUGGUGCCAAAUUUUGACAGAUUUUUUUCCAGGUCUGAACUAAUGUAACGCUCUUGUACCUCCCCCACUCUUAAGAGGAAGCUUUCCUUGGUUUAGUUCUGUAUUUGUAGGAGCUCUCUAAUGGAAAACACUAAAUUUGAUGUUUUGAAUUUGGCUGGGGUAUACUUAUGCUCUUCUCUCUUUCUCAUUCUCUCACUUCUCUCUCUCUCUCUCUCUCUCUCUCUCUCUCUCUCUCUCUCUCUCUGUCUCUUCUCUAUUAACCUGGCACCAACCUCGUAAAACAUUUUUCAUUGUAGUAUUUGGACUAAUCUAUAUUCUUUACUUGUUAAGACUGUCGUGAAACACUUCUGAAACCUAGGAAUGGGUGCUGAGUGCUCCAUUAAAUGCAGAACUACCAUAAAGAUAGGUUGUACAGCUUGUCUGAUUCUAUGGUGUGUGAUCAGAUCAAUCAUGAAAGCAUAUGGCUUGCUCUCAAUAGAGACUGUUAUACAGUUAGUACCAAAUUGAUUUAUUGCAUUUGUAUUUGCACCAUAUGGAUCGUUGGAUGUGAAGAACAGAAAUUGUACAUAUUAGAUCUUUUAGCCAUAUCAUGUCAUCUAAUCUGUAGACCUCCUUGCCAUGUCUGACAGAGGAAAAUGACUGUUGAACUGUAAAUAGUGUAGGUAUAGUAAUAUAGGAUAUAAGUGCUGUUUCUUUUCUUCAGGGAUCGCCCAUGUUUUGCUCAGUCCCAUGGCUGCUUGGUCUCAGAGGGAAGGACGGGACAAUGUACUUGUCAAUAAAAAACACGAGUUGUUUUUUUUAUUUCUAUGUAUGUUUUAUAAACUGUCUGUCUUGUAAAUGAACUCCUUUUCGUCAUAAAAGCAUGAUGUGACUGUCGAAA